AUGGACGGAAAUGCAAGCGCUGUCGAUGAAGCCGUCAUUGCAGUGUCGGAUUCACGAAUUACUGCGCCGAAUUCUGACGCGCAGGAGAGGGAACUCCCAGUUCCAGAGCCAGAGUCUUCCCUAGAACUUACGCCGACCUUGAAAUCGGCAGAGCCGUCUUCUUCCACUGUCCGGGAAAUUCCCCCAGUGCCUUCUUCUCCCGUAUUCAACCCUAACACCUUCAAAGAAUCCCAUCAUCCGAAGACACCUGGCUCUCCGCUUUCGUCGAAUUCAGUUACUCAUCGACGCUCAUUGACCAUCAGCAGAGGCAACAACUCGGUUUCAGCUGUACUUAUAUCCUCUGCACUCGAAAUCAUUGCUUCCUCUAAGGAUGCGAAGCGUUCUGCUCCUCUGAAAGAGAGCACCCAAAAGGCUCUGGACCUCAUUCGCAGCAACCAGGGCGGUGACCAUCCCAAAGAAAUCUUUGAACCGCUUCGGCUGGCUUGCGAAACGAGGAACGAGAAGCUUAUGAUCGCCAGCUUGGAUUGUAUUUCCAAAUUAAUUUCGUAUUCUUUUUUUGCGGAAUCACCUUUGUCUGCGAAUUCGGAUUACAAUUCCCCUCCGAACUCACCGGGUCCAUCCCUCGAAGAUAACCUGCCAUCCCUGGUUGACCUCGUUGCUCACACAAUCACCGCUUGUCAUACAGAGAAUACUCCCGAUGCGGUAUCCCUACAAAUCGUGAAAGCUCUACUAUCACUGGUUCUCUCUCCUACCGUCCUAGUGCACCAUUCUUCCUUAUUGAAGGCGGUCCGAACUGUGUAUAACGUCUUCCUCCUGAGUACAGAUCCUGUUAAUCAGAUGGUUGCACAAGGUGGUCUUACUCAGAUGGUGCAUCACGUCUUCACGCGUUGUAGGAUUGGAGAUUAUCCCCCAUCGAUCGACAGCGCGACUUUAUCCCGAAGUCCAAGUCAAACCAGUUUUGCUUCUCCAAAACACCUUCCGUUUACUGUCCCAUCCCCAAGAACGCCGACAGCAAUCAAUGGGCGUAAUACGCCCGACUCAUACACCAAGGACAAUGCUUCUGCUUCGACAGCGUCACUGCCACAGGAGACCGCAAGCCCGCUACCUGUCACUACUGAAAGUGAGUCAGUCAAUGGAUCCCAUCCCGAAGAGGACGAUGAAUCUGGGCCGCGUACACCCAAAGCAUUCAGUCACGAACAAUUCGGACAUAGUGGUUUUGGUCGGAAGGGAUUGAGUACGAAGGACAUGUUCGUCAAAGACGCGUUUUUAGUGCUCCGUGCACUGUGCAAACUCACGAUGAAACCCCUGAAUAACGAAAGUGAACGCGAUGUAAAAUCCCAUGCUAUGCGCUCGAAAUUACUUUCGUUGCAUCUGGUGUUAACCGUCCUUAAUACACAUAUGCCAUUAUUUAUUGACCCAUCCGCCAUCAUCUACUCCAACUCUUCCAACGAAGCAACUACUUUUGUGCAAGCUAUCAACCAAUAUCUCUGUCUGACUGUGAGUCGCAAUGCGAUCAGUCCUGUACCCCAAGUUUUCGACAUCAGUGUGGAAAUCUUCUGGAGAAUGCUGUCAGGCAUGCGAACAAAAUUGAAGAAAGAGAUUGAAGUUCUUUUGCACGAAAUAUAUAUCCCGAUACUGGAAAUGCGUACAUCGACCUUGAAACAAAAAGCUGUUAUCUUAGGGAUGUUUUCGCGUUUAUGUCAAGAUCCUCAAGCUUUGGUAGAUAUUUAUCUCAACUAUGACUGUGAUAGCGAAGCUGUCGACAACAUUUAUGAACACCUGAUUAACGUUAUCUCCAAAAUCGCGACGUCCCCGUCCACCAAUCAACAUAACAAAACCAAUGAGCCUCCAAGCCCUGCUGUCACCCCCAAUUCCAGCAAACAGUCAGGCAAGAAUUCUACUAUUCCCCCAUCUCUCAGUACGACUGCCAUGUCAGUUUCUGGCUCAAUGGAUACCUCAACCAUGGGCCUUUCAGAAGCUCAACUUCGAAGACAAGGCCUGGAGUGUCUAGUCGCGAUCCUGAGAUCGCUGGUAGCUUGGGGCACUGCUGCCGGUAAGAGCACCGAAGAUGGCAACACUCUCGUUGGAUCCGAGUCCGGAACUGUCUCGCAAAACGGUGAAGAGGCUCCGAGAGAUUCGAUGGUUGCCGAUUCGUCAUUGGAUAGGUUGGCUACAGAACCAAGCUCUGAACAGUUGCGACAACCGACACCGGAGCUCGCUGAUGAUCCAAGUAGAUUCGAGAGCGCGAAGCAAAAGAAGACCACUUUGUUGGAAGGCAUUAGAAGAUUCAAUUUCAAACCUAAACGGGGUAUUUCUUUCUUGAUCGAAAACGGCUUCAUUCUAAGCAAAACCCCCCAAGCCAUUGCCAACUUCCUGUUGCACACUGAUGGUUUGAGUAAAUCCAUGAUUGGUGAAUAUCUUGGUGAAGGAGGCGAAGAGAACAUUGCCAUCAUGCAUGCCUUUGUCGAUCAGUUGGACUUCAAUAACCUUGCUUUUGUGGAUGCGCUCCGCCUCUUCUUGCAAUCCUUCCGUCUGCCUGGAGAAGCGCAGAAGAUUGACCGAUUCAUGUUAAAAUUCGCUGAACGUUAUGUCGCUGGGAAUACUCAAACGGCUUUUGCAAACGCAGACACUGCAUACGUUCUAGCAUAUUCCGUCGUCUUGCUGAAUACCGAUGCCCACAACCCGCAGGUCAAAAAACGAAUGACAAAGCAAGACUUCAUCAAGAACAAUCGUGGAAUUAAUGACGGGGCAGAUUUACCUGAAGACCUCUUGGGACCUAUCUUCGACGAAAUCACGAGUAAUGAAAUCAAGAUGAAGGACGAAGUCGAAGCAAUAACAGUCAGUGCGACUGGUCCUGGUAUUGCGAGUGCGUUGGCAAAUGUGGGACGAGAUCUUCAGAGGGAGGCAUAUGUGAUGCAGUCUAGUGGAAUGUUGAACAAAACUGAAGCCAUGUUCAAGACAUUGAUGCGCACGCAACGAAAGGGUUCGAACGCUGGAAACCAAUUCUUCAGCGCGUCCCAUUUCGUGCAUGUGCGACCCAUGUUCGAGGUGGCUUGGAUUCCGUUUCUAGCAGGCCUUUCUGGGCCACUGCAAGAGACUGACGAUCUGGAAAUAGUAGCGCUUUGUCUCGAUGGAUUCAAGAGUGCUAUCAAGAUAGUCUGUUUUUUCGACCUUGAACUGGAGAGAAACGCGUUUGUCACUACCCUUGCUAAAUUCACCUUCUUGAAUAAUCUAGGAGAGAUGAAGACGAAGAAUAUGGAGGCGAUCAAGGCUCUUCUCGAUGUUGCUGUCACUGAAGGCAAUCAUUUGAGAGGCUCUUGGCACGAAGUGUUAACUUGUGUCAGCCAACUCGAGCAUAUGCAGCUCAUUAGCAGUGGUGUCGAUGUUCCAGAAAAGAAAGGCCGACCGCGCAAAUUGCCAGCAGAAGAGCUUGCGAACGAAAGUAGAUCUACACACAUAACGGUAGCGGCAGAUAUGGUCUUUUCUCUGAGUCAUUUUCUAUCUGGGACUGCCAUAGUUGAUUUUGUCCAAGCCCUGAGUGAUGUUUCAUGGGAGGAAAUACAAUCUUCCGGCUUGUCACAGCACCCUCGAAUGUUCAGUUUGCAGAAACUUGUCGAGAUCUCGUACUACAACAUGAAUCGUAUUCGGCUCGAGUGGUUAAAUCUCUGGGAUAUAAUAGGGGAACAUUUCAAUCAGGUCUGUUGCCACAAUAACCCUCAUGUCGGCUUCUUUGCUCUGGAUUCCCUACGACAGCUCGCAAUGCGAUUUCUAGAGAAGGAAGAAUUGCCGCUCUUUAAAUUCCAGAAAGAUUUCUUGAAGCCAUUCGAACAUACGAUGAUUCAUAAUACCAACCCAGAGAUUCGUGACAUGGUGCUACAAUGUUUACAACAAAUGAUACAAGCUCGGGUUCAAAAUAUGCGGUCAGGGUGGCGGACAAUGUUCGGCGUGUUCCAAGCAGCGUCCAAAGUGCUCACUGAACGGAUUCCCAACUCCGCCUUCGAAAUCGUCACUAAACUGAAUCGGGAUCAUUUUUCUGACAUCGUUCGUAACGGAGCGUUCAGUGAUCUGGUAGUGUGCAUCACCGACUUCUGCAAAGUGAGCAAGUAUCAGAAGAUAAGUCUGCUGGCGAUAGGAAUGCUCAGAGGAGUCAUUCCCGUUAUGUUAGAUUGUGCGGAGUGCGGCUGGAGCACAGGACCUUCAUCUGAGACGAAUUCUUCCAUGGAUGAUGGCAUGGUAAAGUAUUGGUACCCCAUAUUGUUCGCUUUCUACGAUAUAAUCAUGAACGGAGAGGACCUAGAAGUUCGACGACUCGCCCUCGAUUCCCUAUUCACAACACUAAAGACUUAUGGAGACACCUAUCCUUUAGAGUUUUGGGAUACUGUGUGCAAGAAGACUCUCUUCCCCAUCUUUGCUGUCUUGAAGUCUAGUCAAGAUCUCUCAAGGUUCAGCACGCAAGAGGACAUGAGCGUUUGGUUAUCCACUACAAUGAUACAAGCCCUGCGCGAUCUCAUAGACCUUUACACUUAUCAUUUUACUAUUCUGGAACGUUUCCUUGACGGGCUUCUGGAUCUUUUAUGCGUCUGUAUAUGUCAAGAAAACGAUACCUUGGCUCGAAUCGGAACAUCGUGUCUUCAGCAAUUGCUGGAAAACAAUGUUUCGAAGCUAAGCCCUGCUCGAUGGGAACGUGUCGCAACUACGUUUGUCAGAUUGUUCAAGACCACGACACCUCAUCAAUUAUUUGACGAGACUCUACGGGAAGAAAUUGCUGACAGUAGCUCGGAGAUCGCGGAGGAAACCAAUGGCCAAACAAUCCUUCCUGCACCUUUGUCAGAGCAAGCGAGAACUAGCUCGCUGCCUUCAUUGGCAGAACGUCGCCGUAUCUUCAAGCAGAUUAUUGUGAAAUGCGUACUGCAACUUUUGCUUAUUGAAACCACAAAUGAUCUACUCCGGAAUGAGAACGUUUAUAACACCAUACCUCCAGAGCAGCUGCUUAAACUCAUGGGUGUCCUCGACCAUAGCUAUCAGUUUGCUCGAAUGUUCAACGAAGACAAGGAUUUACGCACUGGGCUAUGGAAAGUUGGUUUCAUGAAACAUUUGCCAAAUCUCUUGAAGCAGGAGUCGAGCAGUGCUUCAACGCUCGUUCAUGUUCUAUUACGCAUGUACUACGAUCCCAGGCCAGCUCACCAAACAGCCCGUUCCCAAAUUGCAGAUCGUUUCCUUCCACUUAGCUUGGGUGUUGUCGAAGACUACAACAAACUCCGAUCAGACAGUCAAGCCAAAAACAUCAUUGCAUGGACUCCUGUAGUUGAAGAAAUUCUGGACGGAUUUUGCCGCUUUGAUGAUAAAGCCUUUGCAAGGUAUCUUCCAGCAAUAUAUCCUUUAGCUGCAGAUCUAUUAGCAAGGGAGUUACCAACAUCGGUACGGCAAUGCCUCAGAACAUAUUUUAUACGGGUUGGACACACUCAGGGUAUCAUAGACAAGCAUUCAUCGUAA
Lentinula edodes (shiitake mushroom) is the source of this 5493-nucleotide messenger RNA. RefSeq names its product Sec7-domain-containing protein. The coding region runs from base 1 to 5493 and encodes 1830 amino acids. The transcript is spliced from 20 exons. The record is from RefSeq and is a predicted model, not a curated record. Gene Ontology annotation, molecular function: guanyl-nucleotide exchange factor activity. Gene Ontology annotation, biological process: regulation of ARF protein signal transduction. Lineage: Eukaryota; Fungi; Basidiomycota; Agaricomycetes; Agaricales; Omphalotaceae.